GCGAUGUUAGGGUGUAUGGGCUACGCACCCGCACCCACCAUGCAACCCUGCUAGACUACCACGGUUUACGACCAAUAACCGUCCGCGGCCCACAUUGAUAGUGCGAUCUGAUCUUGCGCUCAUCAAUCGAGUCCUUCUCGCUACUCGGUACGUCCUGCCCCCUUAGCUACGACGCAAAAACCAGGCUCAGACAACAAACGCACAGUGACUCGUCGUGACCCGUGGACCGUCGUUACUGGCCUUUUCCGUUCGGUUUGAUAAUUCACAAGAGAAGAAACCGCUUCGCCGUUUGGUUCCUAGGAUGACUAUUCUAACGUUUCCGUCGUUCAGCGGCAAGUCGGACAAAGCGCCGUUGAUCGGUGACGAAGUCCACCAUGGUCAGACCCAGCCUCCGCCGCCGUAUCACCCUAAGUUCUUGGAGACUGGCGACGGUGGUUUGCCGAACACCAAAAACAACAAUAAUGGCAGUGGCAGCGGCAGCGGCAGCGGAAACGGCAAGUCGGUCGGCACAUGCAUCCACCAGACGGUCGAGUACAAACGGUUGGUGCACAAGAUGGCCAAGAUCACAGCGAUCAUGUUGGUGUUCUUACUGGUCCUCUAUUUCGCCAUCGACACGCUGUGCAAGGCUUACGUUCAGGACAUACAACAGAAGCAACAGGAUACCGAGGACGACGCCGCAGUGCCUUGCAAAUCUUACUCGUCGUAUGCAGAUGCUGAGAGCGAUAUGCUUUUAUUGCCAGACUCUCCACCGCCGAGUUCCAAAAACAUGGUCAUCUCUAUGGUCAUCAACCCGGUGGAGGGAGUCAUUAGAAAGGCGCCACAGAUCACCAUAAACAAAUCGGCCCGCUUCUUGCAUGACUUUAGCGUCAACAUUACCGGCAUCGUUGACUUUGAGAGUCAACGCUGUUACGUUAUGCCGCUGCUUCGCAAUUCUGUUGAGCCACCCGAGUCCCUGUACGAUAUGUUGCUUAAAAUGUCAACAGGAUACUAUUCUGUGGACAUUAACAAAAUUCUCAGUAACUUUCACAUGGUCAAACCGGCCAUCACCAAUCUUUCUGACUACGGCAUGUACAUUUCUAAAGACUGUGCUGACUAUCCCACUUUCAAACUGGAAAAAGACAUUAUGACCGAUUCCCCGUGAGAAGUCUACUGAUUUUCACGUUCAUCGAGGCACAUUAACAACCAAAUAUAACACUACAUUUAAUACAAUACUACAAUUCUUCUUUUUACAUUUAAAAUAUACAGUUGUGCACGUUGACCACUCAGCUGUGGACCAUUAAUUCUGUUACCAAUUUUGACUAAGUUCCUUAGCUGUGUUGUUCCUAUUAUUUUGUGUUCUCAAUCUUCAGUUGUCAAAAGUGCGUACAUUUUUUCACAGCUAGUGAUUAAGACAAGGUCGAUUAUAAUUUUUUUUUACAACUGGAUGUACCUAAUUAUGUUUUAUUUUUUGUACACAAUCCUGGCUAUCCAGAUUGGGCGAUUUUAAAACGUUUAUCAGCAUCCAUUUAAUGACAAAACUAUUAUAUUGUAUUUUACUUUACUAUCCUGUCAACAUUUAUAGUAUUUAAUAGUGUUUUAACAUAUUAUAGAUAAUAUAUUUAUGUAUAGUUUAUACAUUAAGAUUGUAGAUUCAUUUUUUCAGUCUUUGUUUGCGUGACUAUAAAACCAUCAUUUUCUUAUUGAGUUAACAAAUGUUAAUUAUGCUGCAAUUAUCAAUGAUAAUAAUAUUAAAGUAAAAAUAUAGUUAUAGUGAUUUUAUCUGUACUUGCCGCAACUGAUGUGCGAUAAAUCAUAGAUUUUUUUGGCUGUAUAUUAAUAUUAUUGUGUGUUAAUCAUACAUUUUUACAAAUAUCUUUAUUAUGUUUAGCACUAUAUUAUUUAAGCUUUAGUAAUGGUAACAUUAAUCUCUAUACCAUGACACUAAAAAAUGUGUAGUAUUUGAAUACUUAAAUAAUAAAUAUCAGAUUUUUAAUUAUAAAUAUAAUUUAA
Messenger RNA from Metopolophium dirhodum (rose-grain aphid), 1989 nucleotides. RefSeq lists its product as uncharacterized. Lineage: Eukaryota; Metazoa; Arthropoda; Insecta; Hemiptera; Aphididae. The transcript has a single exon. The record is from RefSeq and is a predicted model, not a curated record. Gene Ontology annotation, molecular function: amyloid-beta binding. Bases 302 to 1141 code for a protein of 279 amino acids. Gene Ontology annotation, biological process: negative regulation of amyloid precursor protein biosynthetic process. Gene Ontology annotation, cellular component: extracellular exosome; plasma membrane; Golgi apparatus.